GGACGCAGGCAUGUCUUCUGCUAGAUGAAAACAGAGAGAGAGGAACCAGGCGCCGCGCUGCUAUUAACACCUUUUACUCCCCAGCGGCUCUCUCACCAGGCUGAUGGGCGCACGGAGAACAACCCCAGCCAUGACCAGAGAACAAAUCCAGGCGUGAGGUGCAGGUAGAGAGUGGGGAACCUGCCCCACCAUACAUCAUGACUGCUGAUGACAAGUCUGAUGGCUCUGGCUCCUCUGAGGGCUCGGCGUCCAGCCAGGGAACCAUCGAGAAGAUUUGUGCCAAGGAGAACAAUGUGCGGGCCAGGGUGGGCCUAUACAUGAAGGAUGGGGAGAGGCUGCGAGCUGACUUCCACUCCCUCUACAGAGCCUUGCCAGAUCUCAGAAAGAAGAAAGAUCGCAGAAAACUCAGACGGAAGACAAAAUCUAACAAACAUCACAAGGACAAAAAGAAGAAGGGGGAUGUGGCUGCUGGGAACAAUGCAUGCAACACCCUCAUGCCAGUGCUGGAGCUGCCAGGCAACCCUUCUUCCUUCGCUGUGUAUGCCCAUGUGCGGGGCUUGGUGCUGGAGAACUCUGCCCGCCAGGCCCAGGGAGUGUACCUGGCCACCACGCAGCCCCUGCCCUCGGACUCCGACACUGAUGACGACCAGGAGCGAGGCAGGGAGUCAUCUGUUCCCAUCCCUAAGAUGGUGGGUCUGGGCCUGGUGAGUGUGUAUGAGCUCAUCAGAGGCUCAGUUUCCGCCUACCCAGCCCUGUGCAUCCGAGCCCUCGAGGCUCUGUUAGACAUCCUGCAGGGGCAGCAGCCUGAUGCCCUGCGCAACGAGCCUCAGGAGGUCAUAGACACUUUAUUCAACCUGCUGCUGCGGCUGGCCACAGCAAGCAACGGGGAUGUGCUCACCUGCCCAUCCUCCCCUCUGGUGGGCGUGGCCUGUGCAUGCCUCCUCUCCCUGGUGGUGGCACGUGGAGAAACUGGCAAGUUCCUCAGGGCCACUGCGGACAUUCUCAUGACCUCCCGCCAGCUGGCCAGUCAGAGCAUCCAGCAGGUGCCGGUGAUCCUGACGUACCUGCAGCGCAGCGUCCACGCCGUUCUGCUGGGCAAGACGUCACGGCCAGACUGGCUGCUGUGCGGCGUUCCCAAGGCAGCGCUCAUUGACAGGUUCACCGUUAAGAUCAUGACAGACGGUGAGGAGUCCAAGGAAGACAGCACCAUGACCUGUGAUGGACACUACCUCUUUGUACACAAUGCCCACGGCCUCUUCAAGAUUGGUUCAGGCUUUGGGGGCACCAUGAAGGGCCACGUCUACAUCCACAGGCCAGACUUCUACCCCAGGCAAAGAGGCUGGCUGGGAUUUGCUCAUGGAGACGUGUUCUACCGUCCUGAGGGAAGUAGUGGGGAGUUGGUGGUGAUUGACCGAGAGGUGCUCAAGGUGGCUGAGGUGUACCAGUGCUCGGCUCCCGGCUGGUCCCGAGGUCUCCCUUUCAGUGACGGCAUCAACAUAGGCCACAUCUCCCCAGACAGAGAGGAUGGCUUCGUGGUGAGGACAUACAACCCGCUGGUGAAGCCAAUGCCUCUGGUCAAUGAGCUCAACCUGAGUCUUGCCAUCAGGUGCAUCCAGACACUUGGGGGCUCUGAGCCACCAGCCUCUCUGUCAACAGGCCUUGAUGAGGACAUUCUGACUGUGGCAUCUGGCAAGGAUUUCACCCUCAUCAGAACAGUGGGUGGGAAGAUAUACUUCAGUGGCAAGGCAUCAUCAGUGGGCAUGAAGCAGGGCAGUGGCAGUGCAGCAGCUGGCAGCAGUGGCAGUGGAGGAGCAGGAGCAGCAGCAGCAGCAGCAGCAGUGGCAGCAGCAGCAGGAGGUGGUGGAGGUGCCAACAUUGGUGCAGGUCCCAGUGGCAGCGUUCCAGGAACCAGUGGUGGGACAGGAGUGAGUGGAGGCAAGGGUGGCGGAGCAGCUGUUGCAGGUCCCAGUGGCAGCAGCAGUGGUCCAGGGGGACGGUGGCCUGAGCUGACCAUUACCAAAUCACCACGUGUCAUUCAACUGUCUGUCGGCCACGAGGGACAACAUGCUGUUCUGGUGUCUGAUGAGGGCGCCGCUUUCUUUGUGGGCACUGCACGGCGAGGGGAGGAUGGAGAUGCUAGUAAGGGGCGGCGGCAACCCAAGCCCGUCAAGCCCAAGAAGAUGAUCAAGAUGGAUGGCCAGUUUGUGGUGAGCAGCGGCUGCAACAACGGCACCUCAGCACUGGUCACUCGGGACGGCGAGCUCUACAUGUUUGGCAAAGACACCUCCCACUGUGAUGCCACUACUGGGUUGGUGACAGACCUGCGGGACGUGCAUGUGAGUGGCGUGGCGCUGGGCAAGGCACAUGCCCUGGCCCUCACUAACAAGGGUCAUGUGUUCAGCUUUGGUAUCAACAACAAGGGGCAGUGUGGCCGGGACUUCACCCCACAGACCAAGGAAGGAACUGGCAUGUCUAUGUCGGUCGGGCCUGCAGGGGAGGAGGAGCUGGAGGACGAGGAGGGAGCGGAGAGCGAGGAGGGCGGGGAGGGCGGCAUGUGUCCCCCUGGCCGCCACCGCUGGGUCCGGGAGCACUGCCUGGUGUGUACCGUGUGCCAUGAGUGUACUGGAUAUGGUGCUGCCUGUGUCUCCAGUGGACGGCCCAACAGGAACUCUGGCCAGCCAUGUGGUUGUGGGUCAGGGGACUCCGGGUGUGCCGUGUGUGGGUGCUGCCGAACGUGUGCUGACGAAGUGGAGGCUGAUAAUGACCAGGACCCCUUCUCACUCAUGCAGGAGCAGCACUCUGGCCUCUUCUGUUUCCAUGAGGGGGCCAACCUUGGAGGGAACAUCUUUGGGCGAGCAUGUGGGCGCCUCCAGGACCAGCUGCAGAGGAGGCUUGAUGAGCGAAGGCACCGCCCUCGCCACAGGCACUCCAGAUAUGCCCCCAUGCCAUUCAGGAAAGGCCAUAAUGGUCACACAGGUAACCUGGGCCAAUUUGAAGCCCGGCUGCUUCGCCUGCUGGCUCCGUCCUCUAACCUGGCAAGUGACGACGGGGCUGUGGCCGGCUCCAGUAGUCCUCUCCCCACUCCCGCCAGUCCUGACCCUGCAGCCCUUGCUGCUGCCGCUGCCCUUGAUCCUCUUGCUACCAGUAACAUCCUAGCUGCAGAAGAUGGUCUGGGGAGUGACCAGGAGAGGGAUGCCAGCAAGAUUUCUUCCUUGUCCCCUGCAAGAGUGCAUCUUCCAGGAUCCACAGCUGUAGUACAAGUUGCUUGUGGGCUCCACCACUCAGUGGUGGUGUGUGCCAAUGGGGAGACGUACACCUGGGGCAGCAACAGCUAUGGACAGCUGGGUGUUGGAGACCUGCUGUCCCGCGGCGCCCCAGCCAUGACCCGUCUACCCCCUAGUGUGAGGAUUGUCCAGGUGGCUGCCGGCAGCAACCAUACAAUCUUCCUCACCGCCAAUGGUCAGAUCUACAGCUGUGGGGACUUCCAGAAGGGUCAGCUAGGUCGAGUGGCGCCUCAGAGUGAUGCAGGGGAGGGCAGCAGCAGAGGACGGUGUCCUUGGUACUCAGUGCCAGGUCUGGUGCCAGGGGUGGGGCCCAGGCUGGGGCGCAGGGCCACCUGGGUCGGUGCCUCAGCUGACGUGACGUACAUCAAGCUGGACCAGUCACUGAUCAACACCCACAACCUGAGUGCCUCGGCAGUGGUGGCUAACAGCAGCUGUCUGGUGCUGCUACCGGUGGGAGGCAAGAGGGAUGAGGAGGAGAGCUGGCGGUGUCUUGUAAUUAGUCGCAGUGAUGGCCAGUGCCGGAGCUUCUCCACACCAGACCAGAUCUGCUUCUCAGGCCACACUGUGUGUCUGGACCCAGUCUACAAUGUGCUGUGGAGUUACAACAACCAGUGCCAGGAGGUGCACUGCUACAACAUUAUUGCAGCAGAGGCCCAGCGCAUGAUUAACGGGGUACCACCAGAUGGCCUCAGGGACCUGCUCUCCCCUGAGCUCUCUCUGCCCAUCCUACCUGAGUACCAGGUGUCCAGGGCUCAGGUGGCCCUCCACAUGCUGUCCUGCAUCGACACAGUAACCUGGGCACAUGAGUAUGGCCUCACAGUGGUGGAGAACGACCCACAGACAGUGGCCACCGUGCGAGUCUACACCAGGGAGGACUUCACCCCUGUUAACCGCUUUGAAAGUCACGGUGGUGGGUGGGGCUACUCAGGAUACUCCAUAGAGGCUGUGAGGUUCAUGUGUGACACUGACGUCCUCAUUGGUGGAUUUGGCCUGUUUGGUGGCCGAGGGGAAUACAUGGGCAAGAUCAAGUUAUUUGAGCUGGGAGCAGAAGGAGGAGACCAGGAGACAGACGGGGAGCUGCUGGCGGAGACGGAGGAGAUGCCGUAUGAGUGUGGUGUCCGGCAGAAGUUCCCAAUGCUGUUUGAUGACCCCAUACCAGUGCAGGCCAACAAGUGGUAUGUGGCAUGGGCGAGGGUGAGCGGUCCCAGCAGUGACUGUGGCUCCUCUGGACAGAGCAUGGUCACCACAGAGGAACAGGUAAUUUUCUACUUCAAAUCAUCCAAGAAAUCCAACAAUGGUACAGAUGUCAAUGCAGGGCAGAUCCCCCAGCUGCUGUACCGCAUCAAUACCCAUGAGGGGUCAGCGCCACCCAAGCAGUUACACGACAGCACUGAGCCUGUUCCCAUUCUCUCCAAGUCCUUCUACAUGACUGUGCGCAAUGAUGUGUUUCAGUCAUUGCUUGACCUUCUUGGCUGGGCAUGGACCACCCUCAGGACCUGUGUUGGGGAGCACGUGAGUCACGUCACCAGUGGAGGGUCAAGUCCCACAGUGGCCAUGCUGGACCUGCAGCGACUGGUAUACAUCUGCUGUGCCUGCCUGCGCCUCCUGAGGAUCUACAUCAAUGAGGUCUAUCCAAACUCAGUUCGAACACUUCGUAACAACGGGGAGAAGGGCUGCCUGGCUGAGAGUGUGGCUGACGUGAGGGGACUCCUGCGACAGAUGCUUUCUGACCCCAUUCCCUCACUCUACUCCAGGAAGGGCAAGAUGCGUAAUGGUAAAGACUUUGGGCCGCUGAGCAGAAUGGUGGUGGUGGUGUUGGACGAGUGCCAUAAGACUUUCGUGUCAUGCUUCCAUGCCUUCUACCCCACUGGCCAGCUCAAGUGGUCCUGCCUGUGUGACCUGCUGCUCUCCCGGGACAUCAUUACUAAGGAGGAAACAAGGGACAACGACCGGCUGCUGAGUGCUGUGCUGGCCUCACUGUGCUCCCCAACUGUCAAGCUACGUGCCACCUGCCCCAUCCUGACUGAUCCUGAUGCAGAGGUGACCCACCGGCCGUCCCCAGCAGACAAUGCCGCGCUGUCCACCCUGCAACCUGGUGACCUGUACCGCUACCCCCUGCUGGUGGAGCACAUGACCUACAAGACACACCACACAGAAAAUGGUGCAGGAGUGGUGUGGACGUUCCGGGAGGUGCUAGACCGGCUGCUGGGCGUAGUGUGUGGCAGUGUGCGUCAGGCACUGCGUGGGGAGCGGGUUGUCCCCCUGCCGGGCCUCGUCCACAACACCUGCCUCCUCCUGGCUGCCACCGUGGCUGAGCUCUCCGCCGAGACCAAUGCUGCUGAGGAUGAGCUGCCAGCAGGGGGCCGAGUGCUGCACAUCACCCCACCCAGAUUCACCCGCACCUCCCAGAGUCGCACCUGGAACACAGGCAAUGGCUCUCCAGAUGCCAUCUGCUUCUCAGUGGACCGGCCGGGCAUUGUGGUGGCUGGUGUGUGUGUGUUUGGCGGCGUGGGCACCUACGACUAUGAGGUGGAGAUCCUGGAUGAGAGUGGUGGUGGUGGCAGCGGCGGUGGUGGUGGUGUUGGUGGUGGGCAGGAUCCCUCACACACUCUGGAACGCUGGAAUGUUAUUGAGAUGGCACGGGGAACCUUUGGGCCAGAUGAUUCUAUAGCGGACAUUGUGGAGAUCAAGUUUGAGCGCCCUGUGACCAUCAAGGAAGGAGUGAAGUAUGCCAUCCGCCUGUGCAACCAUGGUGGCCGCACCAGCAAUGGGGACGGUGGGGUGCCUUCUGUCAAGGGUCCUGAUGGCACGACCUUCACCUUCUCUGCCUGCAGCCUCUCAGUCAACGGCACCAACCACAUCCGAGGCCAGAUACCUCACAUCAUGUACUACAGCAUGCCCCAGGACCCAGAGAGCCAGCGCAGCACCAGAGAGAUUGCAGAACAGCAGGCGCGGAAGUCAGCCCUCACCAUGGCCGGCAGCAUUGUGCGGGUGGCCACAGAGCUCAUGAUCAUGGGCCUUGGGGUGGGGGAUGAGUCUGCCAUUGAGGUCCUCGGCACAGCUCCCCUCAUCACUAUGCUGCUUCCUCUCGUGCUGUCACACAUUGGCCCUGUUGCUACCUCAGAUCCCAGGAGUGCUGUGUCAGUGUUAGGUCUGAUCCAGGAGAUCCUCCCACAUGUGGCUGCUCUCAACAACCUCAGUCUAGUCACCCAGCAGACAGCCAUCCCGGAGACCAUGGAGGACUGCCACACCACCACCAGCCACCACUAUGCCUGGGUGGAGAGUGAUCACCCAUACCGCCCCGCUGCUGUUGCCAAUUUCAGAGUGACCUUUCCAUCCAGUGUUCAGUGGAUGACCCUGGAGUUUGACCCUCAGUGUGGCACAGCCCAGCCAGAGGACUCACUACAGAUCUACAUCCCAAGCCUGAGCAUGAAGGAAAUGAAUGGUCUGACACCUGGGGGAACAGGAGGAUCCUCAGAAGGGCAGGAGCGCACCCCCCAGAUCUCCCAGGGACAGGAGGGAGCCCCACCCCCUUAUUGGGCCGUGCUCAACAAGUUCUCCGGCACACAGAACUGGCCACAUCAGACCAUUGUCUUGCCAGGGCAUGAAGUUGUGUUUUCACUGGAGACAGCAUCAGACUAUGUGAAGGACGAGCGGGCCAACACAUACGGGUUCCGAGUGUUGCUGGUGGGGUAUGAGUGGCCACCAUCCCCUGCAGACUCCAUCCGCCACCUGGAGAAGGAACUGUCAUACCUUGGCGGCCUGUGUGCUGCCUCCCUCAUCAAGAAGGAUCUCUGCCUCCCUCCCAUUGCAGGUGAUGAUCUGGAUGAUGACCUUGAACUGGUGGAAGAGUUGGCCCUGCAGGUGUAUCGGGCUCACCCUACGUUGCUCUCCCGGGGGUUCGCUCUCUCACACCCACCAACCAUACAUCAGACACUGGAUGGGGUCAUUCCCUUCAGCUGUCACUCCAAUGAGCGACUGUUCUUGCGUGACUUUGUGUCCUGCGCGGGUGGCACCAGCGGCGGCCGGCUGGCUCGGUGGCUGCAGCCAGACUCCUAUGUAGACGUGCGGGCCUGUGAGGUGCUGUACAGCCGAGACGACAUGCGCGCUGGUUGGCCUGCCAUCGUCACCAUCAUCACCAGGGACCAGUACAAUGAGAUGGUCUACGUCCCCUCACUCAAGGUUGAAGUGGUGGCUGUGCCAGUGACCACAGGGGAGGAGGGCAACCAGGGCAAACCAAGGAGAGUCAGUCAGCACGUGCCUGACAACAUGACCUUUGGGGGUCACCCGCAGCCCUCCCUGGACGUCCCCUACCAGGUCUCCAUCAAGGACAAGAUGUGCUACUGUGCCAUCACCAUGAUCAAGGCAUACGAGAACUACUCCUUUGAAGAGCUGCGCUACAUGUCUCCUGCAAUGCGGAGACCCACAGAGAACAUGCUUGUGCGCAGCAACAACGAUGGCACCUACUCCUGCAACUGGACCCCUGGUGCCACAGGCUGGUACUCCCUGCACGUCACUAUCGACGGCUACCAGCUAGAGGAGACAUACAAGAUGGAGGUGAAGGAACCACCCCAGGGAGUGACGCCACCUGUCCAGAGCACCGUGCGCCGCUCCUCCCAGCAGCCAUCUCGCCUGCGCAAGUUUGUCCUGCAGAACAGUGCUGGCCUGCGCAUCCGCACCCACCCAUCCCUACAGAGCGAACAGAUCGGUACUGUGCAUGUCAAUGGCACCAUCGCUUUUGUGGAUGAGGUGCACAACAGUGAUGGGGUGUGGUUGCGUCUCAGCCCAGAGAGCAUGCGGCAGUACUGCAUCGCAGCACACUCAGAGGCAUGGUGUCUGCAGUACAACCAGCACCUGGGCAAGACUCUCUUGGUGCCCCUUGACCACCCCAAGACUAUCCUCGACCAGGUAGUAAUCACAGACACCAUCACUCGGCGCCGCAGUGGCAACACACGUCGGGAGACGGCCAUGCCUGGGGCAGAGGGGGCGGAGGGGGCCAGUGGUGGGGCAGGCAUGUACACAGUGGUGAAGUGUGGGGCCUCAGGGCACAACAUCCGCAGCCAACCCAGCCUCAAGGCACCACCUGUGGGAAUGCUGGUGCUGGGGAACAUCAUCACUGCAGACUCUGAUAUUAAGAACAUUGAUGGCACUUGGGUUCGGCUGGACUCAGAGAGCACCCGGAAGUAUUGUUUCACUGAUGGAGAGGCAUGGUCCUUGGCUGUGUCCCGCGGCCACACCCUCUACCUGCAGCGCUCACACUCCCACAGCCAUCCCUACAUGUCCACUUCAUCAGACCAAAACAGCUUCAGUGGUCACCAGGGCUUUGAUUUCACACAAGCCCAGACCAGCCCAGUGUUCCGGCCAUUCCAGCAACCUGCAGGCGGAGGUGACCCAUUUGUGUUUGGUGCCAUAACUCGUGGCCAGGGUGACGGCAGCAGCAGCACAGGAGGCCAGGCUGUGGGCAGAGGUGGAGACAACCCCCACAAGGCCCCACAGCACCAGAUGGUCGACACAAACACCAUGACAAAUGAACAAGACGCUGCUGGAACCAUCACAACUGCCACCAACACCACCUCCACCUUGCCCAUUCCUACCACUGCCACCACCACCAUCACCACCACCACCACUACCACUGGCACCAAGCAGCAGCAGCACCGUGGGAAAUUCUCUGUUUUGCAUCGGUGGCUCAAGGAGGAACAGCACAAGGGUGCACCAUCUUCACUACUCACUCCGCAUGGCCAACAGCAUCACCAGCAGCAGCAGCAGCAGCAGCAGCAGCAGCAGCAGCAGCAGCAGCAGAUGGGUCAGCAGCAGCAACAGCAGGUGGGACAGCAGCACUCUUACCAUCAGUCACAACCACAACAACAGCAGCAGCAGCAGCAGCAGCCACAGCAGCAGCAGCAGGGCAUCCAGCAAGGGACCCAAUCACAGCCACAACAGAUUGGUGAGAGAAAACAUGACAAGAAGCCACAGCAGACACAGCAACUCACUGUGAGCAGUGGUGUGGCCCAGUGCAGCAUGUCGCGGGACGUGCCCCCAGAGCUGCAGGGUGUGUCAGUCAAGGAUCUAGUCAAGGCCAUUGGGGAAUCACGAGCCAAUGGUAAUGGAGCCACGCCACCCCGCACACCCCCAGCCACACCCAAGCGGCUGUCACGCUCCUCCAGUCCCCGGGCAGUGGGUGUCGGGGCAUCAGGUAGCAGCACCAUCAUCUCUGGUUCUGGGACAUCUCCAAGACAGAUCUCCCGCUCUUCGAGUCCUGUCCCCAUCCCUGGUCGUGGGAGGGAGAGUGCCAGCAGCUCUCCACUCCACAGUUCACCACGAGCCACAGGGGUGUCACCACUGGUGUCGGGAAUGGGUGCACUGGGGGAGAGGGCAGCCAGCAGUCCACCCUCUGCAAUACGCAGCGCUAAUGACUCCCUCAGCGACACCAGCGUCUUUGUGUCUAGCCUCGCCCAGGAUAUGUCCCACUCACCCAGUGUCUCCUCCCUGCCCACUUCUACCCCCAGCACACCCAGAAGGGAGCCAUUCAGCAGCACAUCCAAGACGGUGACACAGACAGCCACACAGACCAGCCCCGAAGGAGUCAAGUUCAACAUCGGCUCCACUGGCUCCAGGGAUGAGAACCUGCGCCUGUCACCAAAGAUGACCCGCAAGGACCGAUCAGGGAAGCCUCACCGCGGCAAGCGGGAGCACGUGGUGUCCCCAGCAUCUACACAACGGGAUAAGCCAGGGUCCAGCCGGGACAAGGUAAAGGAGGCCAUGAGUCCCUCCGUGGCCGAGUGCCUGCGUGCCAUCUUUGCCGCCUUCCUGUGGCAUGAGGGCAUCGUUCACGAUGCCAUGGCCUGUGCCUCAUAUAUCAAGUUCCAUCCAGACCUGACCAAACAAGGCACCUUCCACUGGAAGUCCCCUUCCACCACUGCCAAGUCUGAAAAGCUGACCAAGGAACAGAAGGCACGACAGCGGCACUCAGUGGAGGUGAGCACCUACAGCUACCUCAACAACGUCACCCUGCAGAACACGGAUGACUUGCUGAAGCCUGGCACCAAUGCCAACAUCAACGAGGUGACGCACCUCACCGAGAGUGGCGGGGAGGAUGCAGCAAGCCGAGCCUCCACCAGCUACACCCAGGGACCCCAUGGUCAGAAACUGGCCACAGUGAUGGAAGGUGGCCCUGGCACCGACCCCCCAGACCUGCCACCCGUGUUGCGCCAUGUGGUGCUGCUGUGGGAGGAACUCACCACCAGUUGCCUCAAGGCCGUGGCACAGCAGAUCAUCCUGCCAUCGCCCACCAUCCCCGCCCGCCUCAAGAAGGCCGACAAGCUGAAGGACAAAAGUGACCGCGAGAAGAAGAAGCACAAGAAAAAAUCUUCCUCCAGCAGCAGCAUACCCAUGUUUGGUGCUGAGGCGGCAGCAGCAGCAGUGGCUGGAGAAGAGGAGGAUGGUGUGUGUGAGCUGUGUGGUUGUAAUGUUCCUUCAGAGAAUUCUGAACAGCAUUUUCGGACAGUGCACCCAGGGUGUGGUGCCUCCUCCAAGGGGUGUGGCUAUGUGGGCACACGCUGGAAAGUGUUCCCCACCAAAGACAGAGUGUCCCAGCCAUGUGGUGAGGCAGUGCGUGGCUGUUUCCACAUGUGUUGGAGCUGCCGCAACAGACACAAGGGGCAGUUUAGUCAUUUUGCUGGCAAUAAAUCUAGCAAUGGCAAGGGAAAGAGAAAGUCCAACAGCAAGCUUCUCUCACCUCUGCCUCAGCUGGAUGCACAUGUAAUAAUGAGAAACAAUGCCAUGUUUUUGUUAGACCUAGCAAGUGCAGCAUCCCCAGCACUGCUGUCCCGCACCAACCUGAUGAGGCGGUCACCCUGUGUCAUGCCUUGUGUCUCAGAGCUCAGCCCUGACAACAGCCCCUUCCCCAAGGUUGCAUUCCAGUGCCUGCACACCCUCAAUUGUCAGCAGCAGCACCUCAACCAGCUGCGAGAAGACCUGCUGCUGCACCACACCUUCCAUGCCAGUGACAACGCGGACUACAGGAGCAGCUCCGGGGAGUCUCGGGACAACAACCACCGGGAACACUCUCCGUUCUCUCCCCCAGAAGCCUCACACCAGGAGUCACCAGCGUCAGACAGUGAGGUGCCCCGUGGCCGGCCGUUCCAUCGCUCCAUAUCAGUUAAUGUGGGCACCUCUGGCCAGGACUGGACUUCAGCCGCUGCCUCAGCCUCAGCCUCCCACCACGAGCAGGACCAGAAGGCUGUUGUCAUAUUGAGGAAACGGAACAACAGUAGUGGUGAGAAUGCAGGUGCGAAGCCAGUUAGGAAAGACAAGGGUAGACUAGUGGAAUACCUGUCUUUUAGGCCAACGUGUUCUUUUCAUGCAGAUGGAGGAAGCUCACUAUUGGUCCAUCCCUCGGCUGCCCUUGAGCGCCUGGCCACCUCCAUUGAGCGCGGUGGUGGCCCUGGUGGUGACCCAGGAGGGCGAGCACGCCAGGUCAUCAUCCGACCCAUCAUGGCCUUCAUCUUCCAGAACCAUGACCUGGAGACGCUGGCCUUUGCAAUGAGACACGCAACUCGCAAAGCAGCGGCGCGUGUGUAUGCAAUGCAGGCAUUGAACUGGCUACUGCGUAGUGUGACACAGCCUACCUGCCUGCAUGACCUGCUGUGGUGCUUUGUGGCAGCACUCACCCCUGCCAGCCCCCACCAUGGAAUCCCUGCAGCACCUCAGGAAGAUCCUCAGCUCCAGGACCAGCAGCAUGUCCACCACCAAAGGGAGAAGGCGCAUGACAUGCAGCAGGAGGGAGAGAUGGUGGUGCUGGAACACCCUCUGAGUGAUGUCACACUGGCAGGCGAUGCUGUCCACCCACUGCCCCAAAUCUUCCACCAGCUGUUGCAGACAGUGGCCGACCUCAUGAUGCUGCUGCCACCUGGAUCACCCCUCCAGAUGAUGGCUGUCAGGUGCUGGGGUCUGCGCUUCACUCCCUCUGACCACGACUUCCUGCACCAGAGUCACGUCUUCUCCAACAUCUCUAAGAUCCUGUCCCGGUCCGAGGAGGUGCUGGGGGCCGGGGAGGAAGGGGUGGCCUCCAUGUAUGAGAGUCAUGGCCCGCAGACACCCUCCCACCCCCCCUGCCCUGACCGCCUCCGCUGGUCCGCCGCGCAGGUGACUAGCACGGUGGAGAGCCUGCGGGACCUGAUGGGCGAGUGUGAGGUGCGGGCGUCCAGUAGGCAGGCCAUGGUGCCCUCCCUCACAGACUCCUCCACUGAGACCUUCUGGGAGUCGGGAGAUGAAGACCGCAACAAGACCAAGACCCUCACCAUCACCUGCCCUGCCUCCAUCCAUCCCCAGACCAUCUACAUCCACAUUGACAACUGCAGGGACCUUGGGAACAAGGUGUCCAGUGUGGUGUUUAAGUGUGGCAGUGGUGGGGAGGACAUGGGUGUUGCCAGGAAGGUGGAUCUGGAGAGCAGGUUUACUGGCUGGCUGCAUGCUGUCCUACUGGGGGAGGCUGUCACCAACAUGGUGGUGGAGCUGCGUGGGCCGGACCAGAGUGUGCGAGUGCGGCAGGUGCGAGUGCUGGGCAGCGGCGAGGGUGAGGGAGGCGGAGUGCGACCCUUACGCCAGCACUCACCACUCACCAUCCAGCACCGUGCCUGUGAGCAGGAAACCCUCAAAGUGUUCCGUCUCAUCACUGGACAGGUGUUUGGGCGCCUCAUCAGGACAGCGGAAGGAGCCAGCCAGGGAGUGGAGGGACGGGAGGUGUGUGCAGGACCCAUGGCGGCAGCAGAACACCAGGAGCGCAACAAUGACUUGAGGGAACACAUGGUUGGCAUCCUCUUCUCAAGGUCAAAGCUCACACAUCUUCAGAAGCAGGUGUGCUCCCACAUUGUGCAGGCCAUCCGGAAGGAGACAGUGCGUGCUCGGGAGGAGUGGGAGUCAAGCUUGAGCUGUGAGACACUGGGCACACCAGGCACCCCUGAGGAGGGCCAGCACAGCGCCCCAGACACCUACUGCUUUGAGAUGCUGUCCAUGGUGCUGGCCCUGAGUGGCUCGGCUGUGGGACGUGCUCACCUGGCCCAGCAGGACCACCUCCUCCGUCACCUGCUGUCCCUCCUGCACACUGGCUCAGCAAGAGUGCAGCGGCAGGUCGUGGCACUCUUCCGGCGCAUGUUAGCAGACGUGCCACCCCAGUCACUGGCACUGAUUCUUGGGGUGGAGGUGUUGCCGGCACAUGACUAUGCCAGCCUCCACACAGCCUCUCAGGACCAGGACACAGCCUUUGACCCACAAAAGCAGGGAAUUCUUGAUGUAUUCCUGGCAGUGAUUGCCAAGGCUCUCACAGUGCAGCUCAAGACCAAGGGCAGUGAUGGGGGGAAGAUAACAGUGGCCCAGGGCAAGGGUGGUGUGACCUCAGUGACCCUGGCCACUGCCAUGCCCACGCCCGCUGCCAACUCCCCACGCUGGUGGCUGAGGGGACACACCACACAGAAGCAGGCUGAUCUCAUCAUUAACCUCAUAAGGGACAUGUCCAUGGGCAAGCUUUCUGAUACCUGGGCCAAGGUCAGCAAGGCAGCCAUCGCAGAAAAUAUCAUCAAUUUAACCCGACUGCACGAGAGUGACAGGUCCUGCGCUGCGACCUGCCUGGCCACACCAACCCUGUGGCUGGCGCUGGCCUCGCUGUGUGUGCUGCACCCCGACCACGUGGAUGCCCUCUCUUCACAACACUGGCAGGCCACUACCUCCUCUGGGGACCCCCACAACCCUGAGCCCCGGCCAACCUGCGAGAACCACGAUGAUGGGGAGACACUGGCCAUGAUCCUGUGUGAGGAGUGCAGCAGCAACCUGUGUGGCGAGUGUGACCGCAUCCUGCACCUGCAUCGCCGUACCAGACACCACCACCGCACCGUCUUCCGCCAAGAGCAGGAGGCCAUCAAGGUGGACCUUCAUGAGGGUUGUGGCCGCACCAAGCUGUUCUGGCUCCUAGCCCUGGCUGACUCCACCACCUUGAAGGCCAUGCUAGAGCUGAGAGGAGAGAGCCAGCGCACCCGAGGCUCAAUAGCAGCCACCACCUGCAGGUUCUGUGGUGCACCGGCCCAGCCCUCCCUUCUGUCGCCUGCACCUGUGUGUCAGGACUCAGACUGUCAAGAGUACAGUCGAGAGGCAUGUGUGAGAACCCAUGACUGUGGCCACUUGUGUGGAGGCCUGAAGGGAGAGAACACCUGCCUACCCUGCCUGCACGGCUGCUCCAACAACCCAUCCCUCAAGCAGGACGCAGACGACAUGUGCAUGAUCUGCUUCUCAGAGGCACUCUCUGCUGCCCCAGCUAUUCAGCUGGAGUGCGGCCAUGUUUUCCAUGCCCACUGUUGUCGCAAUGUGCUCACAAGACGCUGGCCGGGACCUCGCAUCACUUUCACCUUCUCCCUGUGCCCGAUAUGCAAGGUUGCCAUGAGCCAUGAUGUGUUAGGGGAGCUGCUCAGUCCAAUCCUGGCACUGUAUGAGGACGUGCGGCGCAAGGCUCUCAUGCGGCUGGAGUACGAGGGUCUGCACCGCGCUGAGGCGAUAUCCACCCCCGGCGCACGCUACCACAACAACCCAGCAGCCUUCGCCAUGGACCGCUAUGCCUACUACGUCUGCUUCAAGUGCAAUAAGGCAUACUAUGGUGGAGAGGCACGCUGCGAUGCAGAGGCCGGGCUGGGAGACGAGUAUGACCCAAGGGAGCUGGUAUGUGGCGCUUGCUCUGACGUUUCCCGUGCUCAGAUGUGUCCCAAGCACGGCACUGACUUCCUAGAGUAUAAGUGUCGCUACUGCUGCUCUGUGGCUGUCUUCUUCUGCUUCGGCACCACACACUUCUGUAAUGCUUGCCACGACGACUUCCAGCGAGUCACCAACAUACCCAAGGCUGAGCUGCCCCGCUGCCCUGCUGGUCCUCGUGCCCAGCAGCUGGAGGGGGAGGAGUGCCCUCUUCAUGUCCAGCAUCCACCCACAGGGGAGGAGUUUGCCCUUGGAUGUGGAGUCUGCCGCAAUGCUCACACCUUCUGAAGGACUCACCUAUUCUUGUUGGUGUCAUCCUGCAGCACCAUGAGUCCUCCCUCAGCACCACCACUUGUUCUUCUCAUCCAGAUACAACUAAGAGAAAUGCACCAGAGGAAUGUGUGCAGGCCAGGCACAUCUGUGAGACACAUUCCUCUGCUGGCAACAAAGUGAGGAGUGACCCACAGUAUGUAGAAUGAUAGAAGUGGAGGCUGACCCUUUUAACUUCUGUCAGUCUUGCACCAUUACACUGCGGUGUGGUGACAAUGCUGAACCCUUGUAGUCUUUGAGUUUGCCAUUUCUCAGGAAUGAAUGAAAUAUAGAUAAUUAUAAUGCAGGUGCUGUUUGCUGUGUGUGAGCAUAUCUAUGUUUGUGUGUGUGUGUGUGUGUGUGUGUGUGUGUGUGUGUGUGAAUGUGUACAUUAGCACUUCAUCAGUCACUAAGCCAAUCAGCACCUGAGGCUCUGUAUCAUCAGAGAAAGUGGUGACCUUGGCCUACCAGCAUCCACUCAUUUCACCAUGCCAUAACUUUACUCCAUGUGACAUAUUCUUUCGUAUCCCCUUUCUGCUUGGUGUCUUCUUGGUAUUCCCUCACUACCUGGUGUCUUUAUUUACUUAGCUGUGCCCCUCAUCCUUACCUCAUCUGGUCCUGCAUUGCAUCCCCAGUCUUGCCCAGUGAACCAUUCCAGAUUCCUUGGCUCUCUGUCCCUCCCAUACCACCAGCCACUCUUCAUGCAUUCCUUAUGCUUGUUUUUUCUAUUACAAUCAUUAAAGACAUUCAUUACAUGUACUCAUAUUGUGACUGACUUGUUUGUGGUGUAGAGGUCACUGGUUAACAUUCUUGAUGGAAUAUGUUACUGUGUAUUAAACAGUUUUUAAAAACAUAAUCAAUGAAUAUAUAGUUUUUAUUAAGAAUUUAAGUCAUUAUGCUUAUAGUGUAAUUGGUAGAAACCCAUUUUGUUGUUAUUAUGAUGUAAAUAUUCAUUUUACUCUGCUGCUCAAGAAAAUAAGUGUAAAGACAUUUGCAUAUCGGAAGUAUUAUAAGUUAUCUCCUUUGGCUCCUUCAGCUCAGUUUGAUGUCAUGUUUUUUUUUAGUUUGUUGCAUCAGUAGUCAACUUUGUUGUAGGUUUUGUUGUAGAUUUAUCAUUUAGAGUUACACUUACAAAGUAUGAGUCACAUAUCCUAAGCCAGGUGAAGUGUUAGUAUCAGGCAUAAGGAGUCAUCCUGCUCCAGCAACCUCACUAAUGGUUUAAGUUUCUUCUCUCUUCCUCAAGGCAUUAGAAUGCAUAUUAUCAGCUCCUGCAGUGUAGAUGUGAAGUGAUGAACAGUCUCUACAGAAUACCUCAGUCAAGGAACACAGGCUUUGUGCUGCUUGUCUUUAGGAAUGCAGAGAUGUGUUGUUGAGCAGCCAACACUAGACACCCUCAGCAUUUAUUGUGUCCUGAACCACACUUAACAAGAUUCAAGUGCACAAAAUAACAAUUUACUGCAAGAAAUUUGGAAAUUUAAGAUACUAUUACCGGAGUGUGUAUUUCACUGAGUCUGCCAAGUGAUAUGAAGUCACUUCAGAUGUAAAAAAUUCUUGAAAUGUGUCCUGUUAAAAAUUAACAUGUAUCCACCUCCUCUCAUGACACUGCUGCACUACCUCCUCCCAUUCCAUCACAUAGCAUUCCUCCCACAGCUCCACUGUAGAGGUGGUGGAUGCUGAGGAGGGUCCAAGGAAACUAUUCUCUUGCAAAUGUCUCUGUUUGACCCUUCUGCCAUCCUCCUUUGCCUCCAGCUGGUAUUUCACACCUCUAGUAAGAAGCUUACUGUCCAGCCUAAUCUUAUGUGGCAGUUCUUGGGUGCAUGCAUGUCCUCUCUGGUCAGAGAUGCAGUCACCCAUUCUCUCGCUCUCUCUCUCUCUCUUCACCAUGAUUAGCUAAAUGCUUCUCUCUUAAAAUCUUUAGUCAGGACUUGUUUCUUCAAUAUGAAGCAGCUCAUCCCUCACUUUCCUCCUUGCAGUAAAAGACAACUGUUGUUUCCAAACAGGCUAUCUAGUUAAUGGAUUGUUUCUCCAAGUCAGUGUAUUUGUUGCGCUUGUAGUAAUCAUUGCAGCAUGUACCUUAUUAUUCUUGUAUUAUGUUUUAUUUUUAGUUUCUCCACUUCAGUGCUUUGGGCUUCUAUAACUACUUACUUGCAUGCAUCUGAUACCUGUUGAGAAAAUGCUUGCUUCUGUGGCAGUAUUCCUGCAUCCCCUCUCAUCCUUGCCCUGCCUCCCCUCAGUCAGGAGGUAAAGUGCUAAACACUUUAGUCCACUUCUUCCAGCAGUCUCAACUCAUCUUAUGACAAGAGAGAGGAUUUAGCUUCCUAAACAGAAACACUGGCCUUUGGAAAGGUGUGGAGUCAGGGGUGGUGCAAGCAAGGAACAUAAGUGAUUUUGAAACAAAGUUAGAUAAAACUCAGUAUGGAGGCGGGACAUUAUGAGCUUUGCUCUAAUCCUGUGUGCUACUACUAGAUAAAUGCAUCAUGCACUUUGGUUUGAGAAAGUGGAUCAGUGCAGUCUCUUAUCCUGAGCAUCCAUGUAGCCAUGGAGUGGUCAUCCACACAGCUGCUGCUUUAGUCAUGCAGCAUAUUUCCUCUGAAUGUUCAGUGGCAGACUUUGAACAAUGACAAGAAGCACACAGGUGCAUGGUGUGCGUGGGCUUCUUCAGUCUGUCUGGAGUGGGACCUGUGGCACAGCUGACUCUUGACAUGUUGACAGGAGUGAAUCCAGUGUGUGCUGCUGUCACUCACAGACUUUUCAAUCAGGCCUGGCUGUGAUUACUUUAUUACUAAGUGAAAUAGGUGUCUGCUUAUCAUUUCUGUAAGAUUGAUGGUCCUUGUAUAAGUUCCUGUAUAAGAUCUUUAUUGAGAUGCAGCUAUUUAUUGGUUGUGAAUGUUGGUGUGUAGACAGCACAUGUGUAAGUUAACUUCCACUACUGUAUGGCUGAUGAUGAUGAUAAUGAUGAUGAUGACUAUAUGGAGAACAACUUUCAUAAUAGUAUUUCCCUGACAACCUAAAGUAAUUAAUGAUGGUGACUUGGAUGGAAGGAAGAAUAGACAUUUUAGAUGAGGAUUAUUGAAAUAUGAAUAACAUUGUGAAGGGGGUUGUUGAGGAUGUGAAACCAUAGCAUAAAUGAUGCAAAUGACAGAAGGAAGAUGAAAGCCUACCCAAGUCAGUAUGGGUAAUGAGGUGAUGACAAGUCAAGUUGUAUAUAAGUAGCAGCAAAAAAGUGUUGAUAGCUAGGUGGUCAGGAUGUAAGGGUGGGGCUGAGCUGGGCUGGAUUGGAUACAUGCUUGUGAUAUUUAUUUUGUGAUGUUCUUGUUUUGUUGUCUUUUGUAUCCUCCAUGCACAUGUGGUGUACUGUAGCAUGUUUUGGUUCAUGGUAUUCAAGUCACAACUCAGAAGCUGUCCAAGAAAAACUGUCAUUGAGGAUUACUGCAGAAGCCUGUGUGUGUGUGUGUCUGUGCGUGUGUGUGUGUGUGUGUGUGUGUGUGUGUGUGUGUGUGUGUGUGUGUGUGUGUGUGUGUGUGUGUGUGUGCCUGUACCUGAUUGGUGUCUGGUGCUGUCCUCACCCAGACAUCAGCAGCUGCUCCAGGAUGGCCUGGAGGACUCUGAGGUUGUGCUUAAGUAGAAAUUCAUAAACAGUAUUUUCCACAUGAGCAGCAACAUUCCUGCUGUGAUGCCUGUACAUGUUUCUUAAAAGGUGACUGACUGCUGUUACCAGUAUUUAUGAUAAUGUAAACAAAUUGUAUACAGUAGUAGGUUAGUGCAUAUCUCAUUUGCAAGUUCACAUUUCAUUUUAGUCGAGCGCAAAUCAUAUGAUGCAAGGUGGUGAGACUCCACACGCCUUCAAUAUACAGUAUGCAAGGCGUGAUGUUUUGCCUUGCUGAGUCAGAAUUGCUGAGUCUCCACAAUCUAUCUGGUGUAGCAGUGUACUUCAGGGAUGACAACAGCAGUACAGCCAUGCACAUUUAUUUUGCUCCCUGGUCAUCCUGCAUCUACUUGCUUGCUUAGACAGAAAGAAUUGAAUGAUUUCUACACUUGCAAGUUCAAGUUUUAUGCAUCAUGUGAUACAAGGAGUUUUGAUAGCACCCCAGAGUGUGGCUGUUGGGGAGUGCAUGAUGACACGCGUUGGGCCAGGCUGAUCUCAAGCUUUAGGUUUUUUCAUGGUAAUGUUAUGCAAGGUUUAAGAAAUUGUCAUCUGGUAUGUCUCGUAGUCUAAAAUUUCCUAUUGGUCUAAAUGUUGAUUUCCAGGAUUUCUAAAGAAGAAUCCAAGAUAAAAUAUGCUCCCUGAAGGCUAAGCUGCUUAGGUUGGCACAUCUUCAAUUCAUCAAAACUUCAAAAAUUUUCAAAAAUACUCCCCCAGUUAGGUCACAAUUUUGCUGUUGUUUUUGUGCUGUUGUACAAUACAGCUUGUCAAAGUGCACCAGGUUUAUUUAUGAUGCAGUGAAAUUAUCUUGUCAUUUCAUGGAGAAUAUUCAGUCAAAGCAAUCUUUGUAGUGUAAGGUUCUGUAAUGCCUAUUCAAAAUAAAUUAUUACUCUCCUAUAUAUACAUAACAAAUGUCCAUGUUCAUAUGUGUACAGAAUAUAUGUAGGUUUCUGUGUAAACAUUGUAUUUUUGGAACAGAAAGCCUGUCUUUGUGAUUUUAAGAUGAAUCUCAGAGCAUUUUUAGUAACUCAAAUAAGUAUGGCAUUUGAUUGUAAUAGUAGAAGAAUCUCCAUUUCCCUGAAUGGAUUAAGUGAAUACUUUCAAAAGUUUACAAAUGAGUGUGUUCAUUUCCUGCUGGCUGAGAGGCUCAACUUGAUGGAAUGUCUCGGCCCAAGUCACCAACCAGAUUUUCCCCAACAGGAAACAAUCACCUCAGAUGAAAACUUGGUGUAGUGAAUUGUGGGCUUUGCAGGAAAUGGUACAAGUGUGUUAUUUACUUUCUAACUGAAGAUGGAGCACCAUCAAAUAUUUAUGCUCUUUUGAUGAUGGUAUUAUUGUUCACAUUGAGUUACCAUUUUUCAGGGGCCCACAAAGCACGGCACUGAAGCUGACAGCAGGUGGUUGUUCUCACAGCUAGUCCUUCACUCAUUCAUCACCACUUCCUUUAUUGGGAUUUGUGCGCUUGGGAUAGUCUCACAAGCUCCGUUUAUUUGAACUUCAGAUGUUUUAUAUUCUCAUAAGAAUUGAGAGCAGCUAUAAAUUAGUAAUAUAUACA
Molecule: messenger RNA, 20524 nt
Organism: Scylla paramamosain (green mud crab)
Lineage: Eukaryota; Metazoa; Arthropoda; Malacostraca; Decapoda; Portunidae
Gene: hiw
Product: E3 ubiquitin-protein ligase MYCBP2-like
Exons: 75
Coding region: 198-15305 (5035 amino acids)
Biological process (GO): axon guidance; regulation of synaptic assembly at neuromuscular junction
Cellular component (GO): nucleus; plasma membrane
Molecular function (GO): zinc ion binding; ubiquitin protein ligase activity
Source: RefSeq, a predicted model, not a curated record